Theileria orientalis strain Shintoku is the source of this 3666-nucleotide messenger RNA. RefSeq lists its product as hypothetical. The transcript has a single exon. NCBI's taxonomy places the organism in Eukaryota, Apicomplexa, Aconoidasida, Piroplasmida, Theileriidae. The record is from RefSeq and is a predicted model, not a curated record. The coding region runs from base 1 to 3666 and encodes 1221 amino acids.
AUGAUCAAAUAUUUGAUUGGUUCAUUUUUUAAAUUUAUUAAAUCAAACUAUAUUGGUUCAUCUUAUUUGGUUAAUAAGUUGAUUGUCGAUAUGAAUAAUUCAUUGAUUCUUCCAUAUGGUUUAACAAUGUUUAAAUUAAAUAUAGUUGUGUCCAUAAUAUUGUUUACAUGUGUAAACUCAUAUAUUUUUAAAUGGUUUUCCCAUAGACGAAUCGUAUUUUACAUAAAUUCUACUGUGGAAUCUUAUGAUGCAAUUACCGAUAGGUUAGAAGUCGUUAUUAAAAUAUUAAUUGAUUCAUUUUCAAAAUCAAUAAUUGCAAACAGUGAAAUGAUUGUGGAUCAAAACACAAUGCCAUAUCUUCAUAUUAUCAGCAAUAUAUUUUUCUUUACAAAAUAUUCAUCACAUAGUCUAUUAGAGCUAAAUAGUGGAAAUUUGUUUGAUUAUAAAAAUGAUUUAAAAUUUAUUGUUGACAAAUUAAACAAUAAGAUUAAAAUACACAGAAUAUAUAAACUAAUAUGUGAAACAAAAGAAAUGUUUAAUACAAUUAAAACAUUAGAUGAUAAAUUAUUGUUAAUAUUAGAUGAAUCAAAUAAUUUAGGAAAUUCAAAUUUAAGGAAGUUACUUAAUAAUAAAAUAAAUACACUUAUAAAAAUUAAAUCAAAUUUAGAAAUGGGAUGUGAUGAGAUAGAAAAUAUUAUAACAUCAUAUGAAAGUGUACCAAAAUUAAUUAUGAAAUUAAGAGACAGAAAAGAAUCCUAUUUUUAUUCAUUAAAUUUUUCAGGAUAUGUUCCUUAUGAUGUUGAUCAGUAUAUAGGAUCAUUUUUAAAACUCGUACUGAGAUAUAUAAUAGAUUUAUAUCUAAAAGUAGCAUAUAAAUGUUUAUCUGAUUCAAUACCUACUAUUAAUAAUGUAUUGAUUUCUACCAUUAAAUCUUGUAGGUUAAUUGGUAUUACACACAUUGAUGUUGAUGGUAUAUCUAUAAAAUUGGAUGAUCUGUGUGUUGAUGAUUCUAUUGAUGUUGAUUAUAAUGAUGAGGUUGAUACAUUAUUUUAUAAAUAUUAUGUAUUGUUUAACAAAGUAACACGUAUGUUUAAAGACUUUUAUGUUGGUAAUUGUAACAUUAGUAUAUUUAAUAGUUUAACAAGUUUAUUCAAUGUUGUUUUAAAUAAUACAAUAUCAAUGAUUGGUUAUUUAGAGAAUAGUUUGGCUACCAUUAUUAUAUUAUCAUUAGUAUGUAUUGUGAGGUGUUUGAUUUUAAUAAAUGUACAUUACUAUAAGAAUUUUAUAUCACACAUAAAUAUAAUGGUUAACAUUAAUUAUUUGUUGUUUAUAAUUUUUAUUGUAUCACUCAUAUCAAAUGGUUUGUUGAAUUCCAUAUCAAAAUAUAACUCAAUUGUUAUAUUAAGUUCAGGAAUGUAUGUAUUAUAUGUACAAUUAAUCAAUGAUAGAUUAAUAUUAAACAACAAUUUCAACUAUAAAUUAAAACUAACAAUGUGUGCAAUAAUUUUAAUAAUAUGUGUAAUAUGGAACAAAAUCAGAUACAUAAAAAUCAAUCAACUAAUACCCACAAUUUAUUUGUUAUUAAAGAAAGAUCGUUUUUGUCUAAAUACGAUAAAUGUUUUUGCUUUUUAUACAAACUAUAUAACUUAUAUUAGUGAUAUUUCUUAUAAAUAUAAUGUUGAAAAUCCAAAAUUUGAUUUAUCUUAUAUUUUUAAUAAAACAAAAUUGGAUAUAUUAAAUGAUUCAAAUGAAGAAUCACAUGAUGAUAAAAAAACUGAGAACUCUAAUUUAUUUUGUUAUGAUUAUAAACCUAUUAAACUAGAUUUUAUGUCUUCUUAUGAUAAAAUUGAUCAAACAAAAGAAUUUGGAUCUAUAGAGUUGAAGAAUUGUAUGAAUUUGUUUAAAUCAAUUAAGAAUUUGCCACUUGAUUUUGAAGAGAAUGAAUUGAAACAAAAAUUGACAAAAUUAUUGACAAACUUAUUAAAAGUCAAAACAUUACUUGAACGAACUGUAUUAUAUACUACACAAUCAUUAAAUCCACGUAAUAAGUUUUUUAUUUUUGAUAUUUUUGAAGAUUUGUAUUUUUUAUCGAAAAAGUUUAAUGACUCAUUAAAAAUUGCCUGUUCAAUUUUACCUACUGUUAAUAAUGUAUUGAUUUCUACCAUUAAAUCUUGUAGGUUAAUUGGUAUUACACACAUUGAUGUUGAUGGUAUAUCUAUAAAAUUGGAUGAUCUGUGUGUUGAUGAUUCUAUUGAUGUUGAUUAUAAUGAUGAGGUUGAUACAUUAUUUUAUAAAUAUUAUGUAUUGUUUAACAAAGUAACACGUAUGUUUAAAGACUUUUAUGUUGGUAAUUGUAACAUUAGUAUAUUUAAUAGUUUAACAAGUUUAUUCAAUGUUGUUUUAAAUAAUACAAUAUCAAUGAUUGGUUAUUUAGAGAAUAGUUUGGCUACCAUUAUUAUAUUAUCAUUAGUAUGUAUUGUGAGGUGUUUGAUUUUAAUAAAUGUACAUUACUAUAAGAAUUUUAUAUCACACAUAAAUAUAAUGGUUAACAUUAAUUAUUUGUUGUUUAUAAUUUUUAUUGUAUCACUCAUAUCAAAUGGUUUGUUGAAUUCCAUAUCAAAAUAUAACUCAAUUGUUAUAUUAAGUUCAGGAAUGUAUGUAUUAUAUGUACAAUUAAUCAAUGAUAGAUUAAUAUUAAACAACAAUUUCAACUAUAAAUUAAAACUAACAAUGUGUGCAAUAAUUUUAAUAAUAUGUGUAAUAUGGAACAAAAUCAGAUACAUAAAAAUCAAUCAACUAAUACCCACAAUUUAUUUGUUUUUUAAAAAGUUUAAAUUCGCAUAUGAUAGUUUACUUCAUUUGUCAUAUAAUCAUAACUAUAUAUUAACUCGUUGUUAUUAUAAUGAUUCUAGAUAUGUUAAAAUCAACGUAUAUAGAGAACAUAUACAAUCACUUUAUGAUAUACGAGAGAAAUUGAAAUCAGUAAAAUCCAAUGAUGAACGUAAAAAACUUAAAAAUGAACUUAAAAAAAUUAGUUAUAUAGAACCAAACAUUAAAAUUGUAAAAAAUUUUAUGGUUAAUUUGAAUUUGGCUAUUGAUAAACAGAUUGAAGCUAAUUCACUAUUUAAUGAACUUAAAAAAACUGCACAUGAUUUAUUUAAAAUUCUAAAUAACUCUAAUCAUUUAUCAGAGUUUACUAUGAAGGAAACGUUGAAACAAAAGCUUCAAAUUGCUUUAAAAUCCAAAAGUAAUAUUGAAUCUGUAUAUAAAGAAUUAAAAGAAUUUUCCAAUAAAUUCAAGUUAAAACCACAUGAACCAAAUAUUGAUGAAAAUUAUAAUUCAUAUGACCUUGUAGCUAUAUUUAAGACAUAUAUAGAGGUAACAUUGGAAUAUGCUCUUUUAACGAUCUCUGACAUUAAUGAUAUAUUGAUUUCUACCAUUAAAUCUUGUAGGUUAAUUGGUAUUACACACAUUGAUAUUGAUGGUAUAUCUAUGAAAUUGGAUGAUCUGUGUGUUGAUGAACCUAUUAAUUCAAUAUCCAAAAAUGAUCUAGUUGACAAAAUGAAUUCCUUAUUAAGCAAUGUUGUAUCUUUUGAUCGUUUUGAAUUUAUUCUUUACAUGUUGAAUCCAGAAUUUGUAAUAAAAUCAUUUCCAAUUAAUGAUUAA